CUUACAUCAGCGCUAAAGGUUUCGGGAAAAGAAGUAUUCGGACAGCACUUAUUUUCACUUUAUCUCGUUUCACAAAGAAGUGGCCUUUCCGGCGAAAGUCUUUGUACUAAGCUUGACGUCUGUGGAUUGCUUUCAAAGUUGUCGAGCUCAUUUAACACCAUUUCAGUCCAACACAUUCAACCUUGCGUCACAAGAAUGUCGGACAUACCGGCGACUCGGCUGGCUCAACCAUAUCCUGGACCAUCACUUCCCAGUCCAACGCAUAUUCGUCUCGUCCACUUGCAGCCCGGAAUCGACGAAGCUAUUCACUGCGAGCUAAUAACAGCAUCUAUUGAGUCCUCACCUAAUUACGAGGCUUUAUCAUACACAUGGGGAGAUCCCUCCAGUUCAGAAACCAUCAACAUGGCCACGCAGGGCUCCGAAACCACCCAACAAUUCUCAGUGACAUCUAACUGCUUCUCCGCACUGAAACGCCUCCGGUAUAAAAACAAGCCCAGGGUUCUUUGGAUUGACGCCCUGGCUAUCGAUCAAACGAAUAUCGACGAGAGAAAUCACCAAGUCAGUCUCAUGUCGAGGAUAUACUCUCAAGCUGCGGGUGUAGUCGUUUAUCUCGGCGAAUCUGCAGAUAACAGCGACUUGGCCAUCGAAUUCAUCAUGGAGUGCUAUGAUCCAUCUCCCAAUACUACAUCUUUAAGUUUUCCCAAGUCAGAUACUUUGAUGGAUGCACUUCGGAAUUUCUUUCUUCGACCUUGGUUCACCAGGGUUUGGGUGAUUCAAGAAGUCUUCCUAUCGACCGAGAAGAUUAUAUACUGUGGAAACAAAGACCUGUCAUGGUCUGCGAUGGAGAACUUCAAGCAUUACCUCGCCAACACGAGAUUGCUGUUCCGACUGCCAUACGUGGUUUCAACGUCAAACAGACGCUAUAAAUAUGAGUCUAGAGAGGAAUUAUUGUUGAAGGCUCUUCUUGAUUCGAGACACUGCGAAGCAACCGAUCCGCGCGAUAAAGUCUACAGCCUACUACCGAUCCUUCAGUCAUCUAACAAGUCACUGGGCCUGACUCCAAAGUACCAGGACAUGCGAGACAAAGUCUACACAGAUUGUGCUCUCUAUCUGUUGCCAAAUUGCGGCUGGAACCUUCUGUAUGCAGUGCAAGGCCAAUCAAGUACAGAGCACCUACCGUCUUGGGUUCCAGAUUGGAACGUUCCGCCUCAGCGAUAUAUUCUCGGUACAGCUCCUUGGAUGGAAAUGAGCUCCUUUUGGACCGACAAGGUACUCCCAGGCAUUCCGGAUAAUCCUCAAAUAAUGAUGCGCAGCAUGGAUGAGGGGCAAAUACCAGUGUUACAAGGGUACGGAUAUCCAUGUGGAAGGAUCUUGAACAUGGGAUCAACUUACAUCGCUGGACAAACACCAUUUCCCGCUAAGGAGUGGUAUAAUCUCGUCAACAAGAUUGAUCCAUCAAUACGAGCUCAAAACUCUGGAUCUGGUUCACCUGGCGCAAAGUUCCUUCGUAGGGCAGACUCUCUUUCCAAAUUCCUUGGACUUGCUCGUUACUUGUAUUCAUCAAGUAUGCAGGAGAAAGAAGAAGAUCCUGCCGAUGACCUGCCGAACCCAGACUUUGUCAUCGCAGGCUCACGCAGCUCUUACCAAGAAUACAAGUUUGGUUCGAAAUGGGAAGAUACAAUACGGAGAUUGGCUGCUGAGAGGAAACAUGGUGUACUGUCAUUCAGGGAUAUCCCGUUUCAAUAUGCUGCGGCGGGUUGGCCACUGAGUUACGCCAAUACCAUAAGCGGGAAUUUGGAGGCUUGUCAUUUGCGUCGGUGCUUUGUUACUGAUGCAGGGUACUUUGGACUUGCACCUGUGGAAGCGGAGAUUGGGGAUCAGUUAUUCAUAUGUGUUGGUGCUUCGGUUCCGUUCGUGCUGAGGGAUACUGGGGGUAGUGGAGGUAAUGAGUUUCACUUGAUUGGGGAGAGCUAUCUACAAGUCGGCGGGUGGUAUGGCAUGGUCAACAAUGAGAGUCAACCUCAACCUUUGUACAUCAUAUAAUUCUAGCAAGCUUUAUCUACAUAUCAAGAUUCAAUCCUGGUAAAGAACUCCUGCUCAUCAUCCUUCCUCUCAACAACCGCCCUCCUCACAAGAUCAUCCGCAACAGCUAAUCUCAGCUUCUCCGCCGUACAUGGAGCAUCCAGGACCAAAGGCUCAGUA
This is a messenger RNA of Fusarium redolens, 2202 nucleotides long. Its product is annotated as heterokaryon incompatibility protein-domain-containing protein. The transcript has a single exon. The record is from RefSeq and is a predicted model, not a curated record. NCBI's taxonomy places the organism in Eukaryota, Fungi, Ascomycota, Sordariomycetes, Hypocreales, Nectriaceae. Bases 196 to 2043 code for a protein of 615 amino acids.